AUGGGAAAGUUAAGUCAAAUUGUGGUUGCGGUGGCGAUUCUGGCGGUCGGCCUCCUUUCGGCCCCAGCCACCGCAAGACCCUGCAAGACCUUCUUCGUCACCUCCUAUUAUUUCUCCUUUGAAAACCCUAACGAUCCUUUCUCCUCCCCCGGUUCCGCCGGAUUCGUCACCGUCGUCACCGAGAUCAGUCAAUUGAGUCUCAAACCAUUCGUUCCCAAGCCGUCCGGCGUCUUCACCUCGCUCCGCGAGCGCAGUAGGGACAUUCUCAGCGUGGUCGUCGCCCUUCUCUUCGGCGUCGGCUGCGGCGCUCUCACGGGGGCCACCCUUUACUUGGUAUGGUCACUCUUCUCGACCCGUUCUUUUUUGGAGGAAGAUGAGAGCGAUGGAGAACUUAGCCCUAAGAAGAUUGGGUAUGUAAAUAUCCCCACCAUUAACGUUAAGGAAACCCCUUGA
This is a messenger RNA of Hibiscus syriacus, 453 nucleotides long. RefSeq lists its product as uncharacterized. Bases 1 to 453 code for a protein of 150 amino acids. The record is from RefSeq and is a predicted model, not a curated record. NCBI's taxonomy places the organism in Eukaryota, Viridiplantae, Streptophyta, Magnoliopsida, Malvales, Malvaceae. The transcript has a single exon.